AUGCCGGCAGUCUCGCGACUGGCUGCCACAAACACCUUUGGAAAUCGUACAGUUGCAUGGCGCAGAGCACUGCUACAAUCUCAUUUUCGUUUUCAUUGUCUCCAGCUUGGCACUUCGGACGCAGACAAAAUUGUAUUCUUUACUGCCUGCAUGUAUCGAUGCCCUUGGGGUGUCUUGUUGGAGGGAUGUUCUGGGCGUCGGUUUACUUGGCACAUUACCAAACCUUUAUCGGAAGCUUUGGUGCCUAUAGAGAAUCUUGUAACUGCUUUGGGUUUCUCCAUUGAUCAAGAACACGUCAAGUUGUUUGCGUUGGAAAUGACCGUUGAGAACGUGUCACAGACCGAAGCAACUCUGUUUGUUUCUUCUGCAAUAGAAGUGAAUAUCACCGCGUGUGCCGGUGAGUGUGCAAAAGAAUCAGAUGAAGAAGGUGAAAUUUCAGUAGACAAGCAAGAUUCCGAUUUAGAAUCCUGGGCUUUGUCCGGACACGAAUCCUGUUCAGAAGAUGCAGUGGAAAGCGAAGCGGUCAGUUCCUCUUCCAGUGAUGACGAUGCUGCAGAGGUGCCGGACCGUGCGAAUCUGGAGCGAAUUGCCCCUGCAGCGCGAGCUGCGACAGGUGCCUUUGUUGUUUCGCACAACCCUUACUUUAGUGUCAGUAACUAUGCUGCUUCUACAGCUCAGCAUGCUGCGAAAUCACUGAGGGCGCGGGUAGCGGAGAAAUGGGCUACGGACACUUAUCUUGGAACUGCUAGCAAAAGCAAAACCAUACAAAUUGGCGAAUAUGAUGCAGAUCCCCAAAAUCCUCGCAAUUCAGAAAUGGUGCUUCAGGCAUGGAUGUUAUGGCGGGUGCAAUUUCAUUCUUUUUUAGAUGGAAAUUUGAGCCGACGCCGCUGGUUUGAGACAGAGCUCCGAGCGCUACAGCGCAAAGUGGGUCAUGGCACCGGAAAUGUCAAGGCAGAUAAGUUGAUCAAACAGUGGCUGCCAGCUGCAUUCGCGGAGAUUCAGGCAGCCCUGAAAGAUGUGACUCCGGAAGGAGCGGAAAGGUCUCGGGCGGUGAGAUCCCUUACAGACUUUAAGAAGAAUGAUCCAACAAUCGACGUCACAGAGAACAACAUUCGCUUGUACCUGGCCUUGAAGAAACUGAGCCCAUCCGGUCGGGUGUCUCUCGCACAGAUGAAAUCUCAGAAGACCAUGGCUGUGGCCAGCACCAUGAUUCGAAGCAGUCUACCCAUUGACAUCGACCCGCAGACCAUUUGGGCCUUUGAUCAAGCGGUUCCGCGGGAGAAGCUGGGUCGAGGUGUCUUUGAACUGGAAUCAUCCUUUGGAAACAUGAGCAAGGUCAAACAUGGGCUCUUGGAAGGUGCAGGGUCAAUGCCCGCGUCAUCCCAAGCCUUGCCAGACAAAGACAUGACCCAGGGAAAGGAUGAAGCAGAUUCUCAGGGCCCUCCUGGGCCUCCUGCAAAAAAGCCCCGUGUUCUGCAAGAGCAUGUGUCGGAGACAGAGGAGGAAAGUUUCGAGCGCAUUGCUAAAGCAACCAAAGAGGCCUUUGAUGCUGGGAGAUUUUGUUCCAAAGACCGCACCUCUCCAGAAUUUGCAGAGUUUUGGCUACGUCAUUUCCGUACCUACUGUGAGAAGUUCAUGGUCAAGUGCAAUGAAGGACCGCCCAGCUUUCUCAGAAGCUAUGUGGCCUUCACCGUGAAGAGUCUCCUCGGCACUGAGACCUUAGAGGAUUUGGCAAUUUUCGUCCAGCACUUGGAGUCUUUGCAGAAAAUCAAUGAGAAUCUUGUGCCUCCUUUGGCUGCCGCUGUCAUCCAGCUAGGAAAAUGCCGUGUGGAAGAUGACCAAGACGUUGUUGUGAGUGGCUUAACCAUGAGCCAGCAGCACACACUGUUCAAGUCCAAAUUGUACAACCAGUUUACCUCCGAGAGAUUGUCGCACAGGUUGAAAGCAGUUGCUGCAGACCAUGGUACCGAGCCUGAAGCUCGCCUGGUUGUGGUUCGAGAUUUGCUGAAGCAUACUUUGAGUGAAGCUCAAAAAAAAUCACUCGAAUUUGCUGUCACCAUGCUUUCCCCCAUCGACGACGCCGAGAAGUUGACCUUCUUGCUGGGGUCGCAGGAGAAUUUUGGAUUCUUGCGAAAUUGGUUUGGGUCCUCAGAUCCAAGGUUGCUGCUGGAGCACUUUUUUGGAGCGAAGCUGCCAGAGCUCGACAUGAAGACUUUUCUCCAAGCCGCAUCCCUGGCAACGAGUGCCAUCGAUAGCAUCCCCAACACACAGGUGAAAGGUUUGCUGAAGGAUUGGCUGAAGCUCAAGGAUGUGGCGCCCGUGGUGGCAGAAGCGAUUUUCUUGGAGCUCGUGAAGUACAAGUUUGGUUUAUCGCACAUCUCGGAGGAAAUUAACUUAGCGGACUUGACAGAAGGCUGUUUGAAAGUCAUUGCUGCCUCCGUUCGCAAAGUGCCAUCUGAGAAGCAAGCGGAUUUUCCCAUCCUGACAGCCCUGCUUGCUAAAUCCAAUGUUUUGCUGCCUCCUCCGGACAGCCAAAAAAAACAAUGAAAUCGCAGAGAAAGACACUCAAAAGGAUAAGAAAACAGAGAUCGCUGAGACACAAAACGCAGCUGGCGAAAAGCCAGAUCAGAAGCCCGCUGUUCCAGAUUUUCAGAUCGACCAAGUGGUUGUGAUUUCAGCAAACAAACACAAGGAAAAAUACGACCAACGUGAGGGAAGAAUCGUGAAAGUUCUGAGUUCCAAACUCCGUGUUGAAAUCCUAAGUGGCCCUGCUCAGGGCGAAGAAAAGGAUGUCCAGAAAAGCAGUGUUACGCUUAAAGAAGCGGUUCCCAAAAAGAAAGAUUCCGAAGCAGAGAUUCCCAAAGGGAACGAUGCGAAAGCUGAGAUUGCCAAGAGCAAUAAAUUGGCGGAAGAUUUGUUUGGCCUAGGCGAUGACUAGAU
Cladocopium goreaui is the source of this 2940-nucleotide messenger RNA. Lineage: Eukaryota; Dinophyceae; Suessiales; Symbiodiniaceae. The record is from the annotation of a GenBank genome assembly.